UAACUAAAUUCAUAAUAAUUUAAUCACUUCGCUAUUGACUGCUCGUGUAAGCAAUAAUGGCUCUGAGCUUUUUGUUCUGUUUUUUUCUGGUAUUAGCACUCAGCCCUGUUGAGUCUCGUCAAUUUCGCUACGAUUACAAGUUUAACCAAGAUAUCCAAGGUUGGAUCAAACUGCACCCAGUCCCCUCCACCUGGGCGGACGCAAGGCUGAGAUGUCAUCUCGAAGGUGCCAAUUUAGCUUCACCCCAAAAUCUCAAAUUCGCGACAGUACUAAAGAAUACGUUGAGGAACACUCAUGCUGAACGCACAGGAAUCUUCACGGGCAUCCAUGCGACAUUCUCGAAAGGAGAUUUUCAGUCUAUAGAAGGUAUUCCUUUAACAAAAAUGCCGCUACAAUGGAUGCCUUACGAGCCUGAUAACGAAAACAAUGACGAAAACUGUAUCGUGAUGCAUUCAAAUGGGACAAUCGCUGAUGUCAACUGCAACGAAGUCUUCCCCUACGUUUGCUACAGAAAGAAGUCUAAAAAUGAGGUGUUAACUGAAUGCGGCACUGUUGAUAGUGAUUAUCAUCUGGACCCUCGGACUGGCAGCUGCUACAAGUUCCACUUCAUAGCCCGUAACUGGACCCGCGCUUUCAUGACCUGUGCCGCAGAGGGUGCCUAUCUGGCAAUCAUCAACAAUGAUGCUGAAGCUGAAAUCUUAAAGGACCUGUUCGCGAAACAUCCAGAUGCUGAAUUACGUUUUACCCAUAUCAAGGAUAUUGCAUUCGUGGGUUUCCACAACUGGGGCGAGCGAAAUGUCUGGACCACAAUUCAUGGCCAAUCCCUUGAAAUGGGUUUCAACACUUUUAGUGUUAACCAGCCAGACGGGACCUCUCCUUGGGAUUACUGCGGAGGUUUCUUCAGGACAGGCAAAUUAGAUGACUCCUGGUGCAGCGACAGGAUGGCUUUUAUAUGCGAAAAGUCGAUAGAUAGCCUGUUGGACGAAAGUGAAUAAUUUUUCUGAAAUUAUUAUGUAUUUUCAGUAAUUAUAUC
Molecule: messenger RNA, 1033 nt
Organism: Pieris rapae (cabbage white)
Lineage: Eukaryota; Metazoa; Arthropoda; Insecta; Lepidoptera; Pieridae
Exons: 6
Coding region: 57-995 (312 amino acids)
Molecular function (GO): signaling receptor activity
Source: RefSeq, a predicted model, not a curated record